Messenger RNA from Rhincodon typus (whale shark), 975 nucleotides. Its product is annotated as probable G-protein coupled receptor 139. The transcript has 2 exons. Gene Ontology annotation, biological process: G protein-coupled receptor signaling pathway. Gene Ontology annotation, molecular function: G protein-coupled receptor activity. The annotation marks the transcript as partial. NCBI's taxonomy places the organism in Eukaryota, Metazoa, Chordata, Chondrichthyes, Orectolobiformes, Rhincodontidae. Gene Ontology annotation, cellular component: membrane. The record is from RefSeq and is a predicted model, not a curated record.
CUGAAAAUGGGACCAGAGACUCUUCUAAUAGAAAUUCUUUUUCCCAUUCUUGCAAUCUUUGGUAUUCCUGCGAACCUGAUGACAGUGUUGGUUCUUUCUCAAGGGAAGUGCAGCCUUUCCAAAGGAAUCACUUGCUACAUGACAGCCAUGGUGACAGGAGAUCUGAUGGUCCUUGUCUUCAAUGUCAUUGUGAGCCAGAUCAUCAGGUAUUAUUUCCCCGGCUCGCUGCUGAGAUACACACAUGCCUGCCGACUCAAUGCCUUCCUGCAAGGGCUGAGCCUGCAACUCUCCAUCUGGUUUACCAUAGCCUUCACCUUUGACCGCUUUGUAGCAAUUUGCUGCCACAGAUUGAAAGCAAGGUAUUGCACUGAAAGAAUGGCUCACGUGGUCAUAUCCACCUUGUGUGCACUUAACAUUUUGGCCAACAUUCCCCUGUCUAUCCGGUACGUGCCCAUUUACGUUCUGAACAAUGUCCAGUGGGGCUGCCGCACCGUCAGUGGUUAUCAAACUUCACCGGUCUGGGCAGCUCACCGGUGGCUCACCAACAUCUCAAACACAUUUCUUCCUACUCCCCUGCUGCUGUUAUUGAAUUCUCUCACUGCCCAGCACAUUCUAGUGGCCAGCAGAGCUCGCCAGGCCUUGAAGAGCAAAACUGGUGGUGUUAGAGAGAUGGGGAGAGAUCCCGAGCUGAAAAGCAGGAAGACCUCUAUCGUUCUGCUCUUUACCAUCUCCAGCUGCUUCAUGGUGCUGUCGGCGCCCAUCACUGUGAUCCACAUCUUUAUUGGCUUCACGCAGGUUGUGUUUUUCCAAGGUUCAAGCUCGCUAUAUUUGGCUAUCAGAGCGACGUUACUGCUAUUGUGCACCAGCUCCUGCACAAACACUUGUAUUUACGCACUGACCCAGAGGAGAUUCAGAGAGGAGAUGAAGAAUAUAGUGAGAUCUCCUUAUUCCCUUCUCUGUAAGCUACGGAAAUAA